AUGGAGAAUGUUGUAACGAGCGACCAAGACAAACUGAUCUCAUCUUUUGUCGAGAUCGCUGUUGAUCAUAACAUGGAAACCGCAUUACAGUUCCUAAAGGCAACAAACUGGAAUCUUGAAGAUGCCAUUAACCUCUUUCUCAUCCAUGGAUCUAAUUAUCAACCUAUUUCCUAUCAAAACUCUCAAGAUGAAGAACAAAUCCGUAGGCCUCUUCCUUCGAGGAAGGAUACUCUCUAUGGUCCUUCCAUGCACACUUCGGUCCCUGUAUGUCCUGAACGUAUCUGGGAUGAUUCGGUGACACAAGCCGGACCAGAUUGGACGACACAAGCCGGACCAGAAUCGAAGUUGUCUUCCUUGUACCGUCCUCCUAAAUAUUUGCUUUUCAAAGGUUUGUUUCAAGACGCGAAAUCGGUUUCUUCUAGAGAUAAUUUAUGGUUGCUAGUGAAUAUUCAAUCCAAGACCGAGUUUGCUUCUCAUGCUCUAAACAGAGAUUUAUGGUCAAACGAAGCCGUUUCUCAAGCCAUGAAGUCUAGCUUCACCUUGUUGCAAGUCUAUGAUGAUACUGACGAAGGACAUAAAGUCUCUAGUUUCUACAAGAUCGAAUCUGUUCCUCCUGUUGUUCUCCUCCUCGAUCCGAUCACUGGUCAGAAGAUGCGUAUGUGGAGUGGUGUGAUUGAUGCCCAAAGUUUUGUUGAGGAUUUGAUGAAAUACAUGGAUGCUGGUCCUAACCAACACAUUGCUUCUCUGAGAAACAACAAACGCAAAAAACCAGAGGAGAUAACUUGUUCACCAAGCAACAAACGCAUAAAAAUCGAGAAGAUAACUUGUUCACCAAGCAACUACACUGUUCCUAACAUUUAUACUGAAGACCCAAGCGACGUGUUUGAGUUCUUGGUUUUGACAGAAGAGCCAAAAGGAGAUUGUGAUCGAAGCCUUGUGUGUAGUCUCUGUGUUCGAUUUCCAGAUGGGAAAAGAAAGCAGAGGAAGUUUCUUAAGAGUGAACCAGUUCAGCUUCUUUGGUCAUUCUGUUAUGCUCACAUGGAAGAAUCCGAGAGAAUGAAAGCAUUCAAGCUUGUACAAGCGAUUCCUGGUGCUUCCAAGAUUCUUGAUUAUGGAGCUAACGAGACUUUUGAACAAUCUGGACUAGAUAAUUCGAUGAUCUCGGUUACUUGGGAGUGA
This is a messenger RNA of Arabis nemorensis, 1179 nucleotides long. The record is from the annotation of a GenBank genome assembly. NCBI's taxonomy places the organism in Eukaryota, Viridiplantae, Streptophyta, Magnoliopsida, Brassicales, Brassicaceae.